This is a messenger RNA of Scophthalmus maximus (turbot), 765 nucleotides long. RefSeq names its product bromodomain-containing protein DDB_G0280777-like. The transcript has a single exon. The record is from RefSeq and is a predicted model, not a curated record. The annotation marks the transcript as partial. Lineage: Eukaryota; Metazoa; Chordata; Actinopteri; Pleuronectiformes; Scophthalmidae.
CAACAACUACGGCAGCCACUACAACAACUGUUGCUCCGACAACAACAACUGCUGCCCCGACAACAACAACAACUGCUCCUCCAACAACAACUACGGCAGCAACUACAACAAUUGUUGCUCCGACAACAACAACUGCUGCCCCAACAACAACAACAAUGGCAGCAACUACAACAACAGUUGCUCCGACAACAACAACUGCUGCCCCAACAACAACAACAAUGGCAGCAACUACAACAACAGUUGCUCCGACAACAACAACUCCUGCCCCGACAACAACAGCUACGGUUGCAACUACAACAACUGCUGCUCCAACAACAACAACUCCUGCCCUGACAACAACAACUACGGCAGCAACUACAACAACUGUUGCUCCCACAUCAACAACAGUUGCUCCGACUACAACAACUCCUGCACUGACAACAUCUACGGCAGCAACUACAACAACUCCUGCCCUGACAACAACAACUGUUUCUCCGACAACAACAACUCCUGCCCCGACAACAACAACUGCGGCAGCAACUACAACCACGGCAGCAACCACAACAACUGUUGCUCCGACAACAACUGCUGCCCCAACAACAACAACAAUGGCUGCAACUACAACAACUGUUGCUCCGACAACAGCAACUCCUGCCACGACAACAACUGUUGCUCCGACAACAACAACUUUUGCUCCGACAACAACAACUGCUGCCCCGACAACAACAACAACUGCUGAUCCAACAACAACUACGGCAGCAACUACAACAACUGUUGCUCCAACAA